UCUACAGUCGUCUCUUUUCGACCUACAGGCUAAAUGCGGCACAAACAUAAAAUUUAUCUUAAAAGUGCGUUUUUUCUGUAUUUCCACUAAGGCGGCUUUGUAUCUAAUAGAUGUCCAGACCUUUUGCUGCCUCGGUUUGUCUGUAUUGUAAAAUGUACAAAGCACGACUAAAGACGCAACGAAUAGACGACGGUACGCGUUAAAAAAUAUUAAAUAAAUUUUUAAGUGAUUUUUGUUUUUUCUGUGAAAAUGAAAACCAUGAAAUAAAUAUUUAAGAAAAAUAUAUAUAUUAGAAAUAAAAAUUAUAAAAGUGAAAAUUGCGGAUAAAGUGAAAAAUUUUAUAUUGAUUUGAUUGGAGUUUUUUUCCUGGUCUUUUUUUCCUCUUCUUCGGUUUUUCUUGUUGUUCAUAUUUAAUUGCGUGUGUGUGUGAUUGCUUGUAUCUUUUUGCCUCUCUUCUUCUUCGUUUCGCUCACAUUCGUAUUUUUUGUCAGUUUCGUUUCAUUUGGCUGCCUCUGAGGUCUUGUACGACGACAACAACAACGUUAGCAGCAAUAAUAAAAACAAAAACAACAACCUUAUAAAAAGGCCUAUAUCAAACAUGUUCUGCAGAGGAGAGUAUACAUGUGUACAAGUGUGUGUGUGAGAAUAUAUUGUGAAUGUAUGUAUGUUGUGUGUUUGGCAUUCAAUGCCAAAUAUCCUUGCAAAAUAAAGAGGGUCUAAUACUUUCGAAAAAAUUACAAAAAUGAAAGAGUAAAAGAAAUGGCAUGAUUUCAAAAAAGUAGAAAAAUCAAAAAUAGGAAAUAUAUAAAAAAUAAAUUACAAAUUUAAAUUAAAUUAUGUUAAACAUAGAAAUAAUUUUGAAAAAUAAUGUGAAAUAUAAAAAUAACAAAAUUUCAAAAUAAAAAACAUGUUACUUUUAACACCCCUAAAUUUUUAAUAGUGCAAAAAUUCUAAAAAUUAAAAAAAAUAAACACACAAUAUAAUAAAAAAUUGCCACCACCAAAUUUAAGUGCUUUUUGUUUCAAAAUGAAAUAAAUUUAAAAUAAUAACAACUGCAACGACAGUGAGCAAUAUCCAGUAAUUAAUUGUCAACAUUAACAAAUUGUAAAAACAGAAACAGCAGCCCUAGCAGCAGCAACACCAACAUUUUUUUUUAUUAAAUUUUGUAUUGCCACCGUUUAAUACAACUUGCUAUAACCACAACAACAACAACAAUAAAAAUACACACAACCCAACCCAUGCAACUGAGAAAAACAACCACCCAGUUGUUAAAGUGAAUGAAUAUGAAAGCAAAACAAGAAAUAUUAAAUUAACAUCAUCAAGAACAGAAGAAUCAGACUUCUUUAUUUCUCUCGCCUGGUUGUUUUUGUUGCAAAAUUUUAAGAAUUUUCUUGUCUGUCAACUCUCAAACACAUUGAUGGACUUUUGCGACGAACGAGAAAAAGCAGAGAAUUCCCAAUGGAUAUUAAAUGUAUUAUACUAGACAUAAAUUGAAAAAUGCUUAAAGUACACUCAUACAUAAAUUAUAAAGGUAAAUUGUUAUAUCUAGUAAAUAUACGUAUAUUACCAACGGAACAAUCGAAUAAUGUGAAACGACUGCAGGCGAUCAAUACAAAAACGAUCGUUUAUUUCUUUAAACUAAACUUUAACAUAAAGACCUUUAACUACACAAACCAAAGAUUUAUUCUAAACUUAAGUUAAAAUACAUUAGUUGCCAUCAUGUCUAAGCAUAAGGAUAACGAUCAUUUACGCAAUGAUAUUUAUGAAAAUCUACCAUGUCAGGCCAUGUUUAAUGAGUCUGUACGUAAAAUGCAACAGCAAAAAAAUGUACAAACAACCAAUCCCAACUCGAAUAAUAUUAACUCGAAUAAGGCGUUGUCCCAGCAAUUGCUAAUUAAUAAUAUCAGUAAUCAAAGUGCUCAUUUAAAUGCUACCAAUUCGAAUGCAAAUGUCAAUUCAAACUCAAAUUCUAAUUUGGCUCCAAAUAAUAAGCAUCACCUGAGUAGUAAACAUUUCCCAGUAGGACAAAUGCCCAAGGAAAUGAUCUAUGCUACUCCGCUAAGGAAAUCAGAUCGUUAUAAAAGCGGUGAACGUAGCAGACUUCAGCAACCCUCGGCUCCUACUGCCAGAACUAUAAAUGAGGCUAAUGAAGCGAAUGACUUGAAGUUAACCAAUAUUAUGGAUUACAAACUCAAUACCCGUGAUAGUAAUCGUUUGAGUAAUAGCAAUCGUAAUGGCAACACUAUACCGGUUACUGACUUAGAUGACGAACCAGACUCAGGCUGUACCUCCAGCAAUAUGUAUACCAAUCAGGGUAUACCAUUGCCCACGACUAGCAGUGGUGGUGGUGUUUCUAUAAGUCACCAGUUAGAAGACAGGCGCAUAUUAAAUUUCCUUAAAGACACUACUCAGCUGCAUAAGAAAAUGGAAAUGUCUGGAAAGGAUUGUCCAAAUUCGAGCUUUUCCAAUUUAGCCAGAGAAGAACAUUUUGCCAAUUUAGUGCAACAAAAUUUUCCAGUAGAAUUAUCUCGUCGUAGUGUUGAUCCUGAAGAUGAGAUGGAAGCUGCUUUAGAGGGUGCCGGUAAUAUGGAGCGCAAUAUCGAGGAAACUUCCGAUAACUUAGAAGUUUUAAUGCAAAAGAAGAUUUCACCCGACAAAGAGGUUAAUGGUUUUGUAUCCAGUGGUCAUCAGCAGAUAGUACAUCAUCAUCACCAUUAUCCAUCACAUCAACGCUAUGAAGCUAAAGUGUAUAUAAAUCGUGAAUGGGUAUUGAAAAAGAUAGCCAUGUGCUUGGAACAACGAACCGCCGGUAAAAAAUCUAUGCCCGGUCUGCUGGGAGCUGUAGGAGGUAGCAAAAAUGAGCCAUUUGCAGGAUCCUCACAAUUUAUGUCGGCCCGUGCUAAAGCUUCUGCUAUAUCUUCUUCUACUUAUAAUGGUUGCUUGGUGUUGGGGUCCAAUGGUUCUGGCAAGACUUCCAUCUGUCAAGCUAUACUUAACGGUAAUUCUGGCACCAAGGGCAUAUUGAAUCGAAAAUUGUUGGCAUGUUACUUAAUUGAAUCACAAAAUCCCGAAUGUCAUAGUCUCUCGUUGUUUAUAAGAAAAUUGGUGUUGCAAAUAUUGAGUCAUUCUUCACUUAUUACCAAAGAUGAAUCACAGCGUAUUAUCGAUGAGGGUUUUUCAUUUCUUCAAGAUGAAGUUCAACAGCAAGAAUCUAAACUAGAUGAAGCCAUGAAUAAUAUUUCUCUAGAUGAAAAUGCUGAAGAUAUUCUAAUAGCCGAACUAAAGAGAGGAGCUAAAGAAUGUGAUUUUGUCGAAUUAGAUGAUUUCCAAGAGCGUCGUACUUCUACCAACAAAAAGUCGGAAAAUUUACAGCUCUUACGUCAGAAAUCAGAACCGGCGCCAGAACAAGAUUUCAAUGAUUCAGAAGUACCAGAGAAAUACAACUAUGGUACCCAUCCUCCCAAGGGGACUAAGAAUAAGGCCACGGCAGAUUACGAAGAAAAUAAAGAUAACGAUACGGAAAAGUUUAGAAAAAGAGAUGAAGAACAUUCCUGUUCAUCCUCCAGUAAAACUAGUCCCGGUAAAAAAUCUAAAAUUCCCGUUAAACUAACAAGACCUGGUGCAGUAGCAUCACCCGUUAAGCAUGUAAACACAACAGCCAACAGUUCGACAAUACCUCAGCAAGGGGGAGGGGAAGAUAUUGCUGUGGUCAUUAGUGAAGACUUGAAACAGGAAAUUCAAGCUGCCAUCGAAGCUGAUGUUAACAAUGAAGAUUUAAAAUCUGACAAAGAUGAAAAGCAGGACAACGAAGAUAAACCCGAAGCUGAUAAAGAUUUCGAAGAGUUUUCUAGACUGAAUCAACAGAAGAAAGAAACAACGACUAGGGAGAGUAAGGAAAAAGAAGAAGACAAUGAGCGUAAGCAGAGAUUAAAGGAUGAAAAGCUCGAAGAUAGCUAUAUCGAUAACAAUCUAAUUGAUUUCGAUCUAUCUGUUAAUGGCAAAACAACGGAGUUACCUAUGGAUGAAGGGGAACCUAUGUCUCUAAACACUCUACCUCCACCCUUGCCCAAAACUAAAAGUUGCCGCACUAUUAUUGCCGAUGGUUACUACGAAAUGUUACUCUCUAAUCCUGAAAUAUUUGAAUGUUUGACAGUCGAUAACAUAGAAAAAAACCCCGAUGAAUGUUUCAAAAAAGCUUUGCUAUUUCCACUUUUAGAGUUAACACCACCUAAGACGGCCCUGUUGCUGCUAAUAGAUUCCAUCGAUGAGAACUACAUCAAUGAGGGAAAUUUAAUUUCCACCUUAAAGGGCGGCCGUGGUAAUGCUACUACCCAUAAAAGUCGAAAUGUAGCCGAAUUAUUAUCGAAUCAUAUACAUCUAUUUCCAAAAUGGUUAUUCUUGGUUUGCACUACCAAGAAACAAACAAAACAAAUUACCAAAAUGUUUACCGGGUUUAAGAAAAUCACUUUAGAUGAUUUACGCAAAUCGCAUGUGGUUAAAGAUGUGCAGGAAUAUAUCAUCAAUAGAUUAAACUCUGAUUUUAAAGACAGUAUUAUGUUGACAAAGGAGAUAAUUGAGUCCUUACAUCAACUAUAUAUUAAAUCGAAUGGAUGCAUUCUUUACUUGGAAAAAGUUCUGAAUGGCAUCAAGGAGAACUUUUUCAGUUUUCGGGAAAUCAAGUUAAUACCCUGCACUCUAAAUGGUUUGUAUUUGUACAUAUGCCAGAAAUCCUUCAAUAAAAAGCAAUACAUGAAAAUAAGACCAGUAUUGAAUGUACUUCUGGCCUCUUCUGGUUAUGUGGACAAACUGUUUUUGUUCAAUUGCCUUAGAACACACAACUAUACGAUUGACAAUGAAGAGUUUGAAAAACGUUUAUUGUUAAUGAAAAAUAUUCUGCUCUACGAUAAUGACCAGCAAAGACUGAAAAUAUUCCAUAAUUCCUUCUCCGAUUGGUUGGUAGAUGUUAAAUUUGCCACCAAGAAAUUUAUUUGCGAUGUUAACGAAGGUCACGUAAUGAUCUCCAUGUAUUACUUGCUAGUAGCUGAGACUCUGUGUGCAAAUACAGUGCGUAAAUUUAUUUAUCAUCUCAUUAAGUCUGGGGAGUACCUUACUAACCGUAGCAUUGACUUGGAUUUAAUAUUAAUGCUCUUGGAAUCACGUCUCAAUUUAAAUGACUGCUUUUAUACUAACCACUUAAACUGUUGUUCUCAAUGUGAAGUGGAUUUUAAAAAUGAUCCGAACUUUUUACCCAAAACCCGCAAUAUGAUUGAAAAGUUUUUGAACAACGAAUUGGGUGAUGAAUUUUCACAAUUGUUAUGUGAUUUCUUCAAACCCAGCUUACCUACAGAUGGCAAGAUUUUAAAGCUACUCAUCGAAACGGGGAUUAAUAAUGCAGAUACUCAAACAUCUUGCGAAUCAUCAUUAAUGUCACCCGAGCUUUCCGAAAAGUCGCAAAACAUCGACUUUGAAUUAGCAGAUCUGUUGAUAUCCAGUGAGAGGUCUUGUAUUUUAGAGACCCAAAGACCUACGAGCCCUUCAGAAAAAAGUGAGCCACAUCAUGAAAGCCAGGAUGACAAUGCUUCAUCAACACUGCACCAACUUUCAGAUUCUAAUCGUCUAGAGUUGCAUAAGGGCAAGGCCUUGAUACAUAUCCUGGCAAAUGAUGGCAAUCAUUUACUACUUGAACGUGCACUAAAUGCUUGCAAAGGACCCAUUGAUUUAGAAAUUGAAGACUACAAUGGCCAGACGGCUUUAAAUAUAGCUUCGCGAAAUGGACAUUUGGAUGUGGUCAAGUUAUUGCUAAACUUUUCUCAGCCGUGUAAUGAUGGCACUGGCCGCAUGAAACGUGUUGAUGUAAAUCAUGCCGAUCGAGAUGGUUGGACACCUCUACGUUCAGCUUCUUGGGGAGGGCAUACUGAAGUGGUUAAACUGCUUAUAGCCCAUCCAGCUUGUAAAAUUGACUUAGCCGACAAAGAAGGUCGUACUGCUUUAAGAGCUGCUGCUUGGAGUGGCCACGAAGAUAUUUUGAAAAUACUCAUAGAACAUGGCGCCGAUGUUAACUCAGUUGAUCGACAGGGACGUACCUCUUUAAUAGCUGCCUCCUAUAUGGGACAUUAUGAUAUUGUGGAAAUACUGCUGGAAAAUGGAGCCAAUGUAAACCAUCUUGAUUUAGAUGGCCGCAGUGCUUUGUGCGUCGCAGCUCUCUGUGGUUCAUCUGGUUACAGCAAAGUUAUAUCAACUCUUCUAGAACAUGGUGCUAAUACCGAUCAGCUGGACAAUGAUGGGAUGUCACCUUUGUUGGUUAGUUCAUUUGAAGGAAAUGCUGAGGUUUGCGAACUGCUACUCGAAAAUGGUGCUGAUCCUGAUUUAGCAGAUUUUAUGGGCAGAACUCCCUUAUGGGCAGCUUGUACUGCCGGUCACGCUAAUGUUGUUAAACUAUUGCUCUUUUGGGGUUGUGGCAUAGACUGCAUGGAUUCUGAAGGUCGGACAGUUCUUAGUAUUGCUGCUGCUCAGGGUAAUAUAGAAACUGUGCGUCAACUAUUAGAUCGCGGUCUUGACGAGACCCAUCGCGAUAACGCGGGCUGGACACCACUGCAUUAUGCUGCUUUUGAAGGGUUUCACGAAGUUUGCCUUCAAUUAUUAGAAUCAGGAGCGAAAAUCGAUGAAUGUGAUAAUGAGGGUAAGACGGCUUUACAUUUGGCCGCUCAAGAAGGUAGAACAAAAUGUGUUCAAGUAUUAUUGGAGUGCCAUGCAACAUUUGUCGAUCAAAAGGCCCACGAUGGGAAGACAGCUUUCCGUUUGGCUUGCUUAGAAGGACAUUUAGAGACGGUUCAAUAUCUUUUGAAAUACAAUUGUGACGUUAAUGCUAAAGAUGCUGACUCUCGAACAACUUUAUAUAUUCUGGCUUUGGAAAAUAAAUUGGAAAUGGUUAAAUAUUUAUUGGAAUUCACUGAUGUUGAUGUUAAUAUCAGUGAUAGUGAGGGACGUACCGCUUUACAUGUAGCUGCCUGGCAGGGUCACGCUGAUAUGGUGAAAAUGUUAAUAACAUUGGGUAAUGCUGAUGUUAAUGCCAUGGAUUUGGAGGCUCGCACACCGUUACAUUCUUGUGCCUGGCAGGGAAAUCACGAUGUUAUGAAUAUCUUACUAUACUUUGGAGCUUUGGCUGAUCAUGCCUGCAAACAGGGAGCUACAGCUUUAGGCAUAUCAGCGCAAGAGGGUCAUGAAAAGUGUGUCAUAGCAUUAUUGAAAUAUGGCGCCAAUCCCUAUAAAUCUGAUCAUUGUGGACGCACACCCAUCAAAUUGGCAGCCAAAUCAAAUCGCACAAAUAUCUUAAAGAUUUUCGACAACUAUACCAAAAAUGAAUCUAACAAUCCCUUGGAGAGCAAAUUUCAUCCUGCAAAUAUGUUACGUUCACCCGAUCAGCCACCAUCUAUACCCGCUCAUGCUAAUUUAGGUGUUGGUAGUCUAACAACAUCACCAUUCCCACCUCAUGCCUCAGCAUCAUCUGUUUGCUCGGCUGCCACCACAGCCACAGUUAAUAAUAACAUGGCAGCACCUAGUAUACUUAAUGCCUCAAGUUCAACACACAGUUCAAAUAACUUCUAUCAGAAUACAAUGCAAUCGGAUACAAGCAGUUUACACAAACGUAAAAGUGUAAUAUCUAGUCAAUCAACAGGCAGUAGUAAUGAUGCGCCUCUUACUUUUACCCAACAAUUGCAGCGUCAAACCAAACUAAGCUCUCGCAACAAUCCUUUUGUGCAAAAUUCGCCUAUGGUCAAUGCAAAACAUAAUUCUGCCUCCUCUUCGUCAUUGGCUCAUAAAAAUUCUGCUCACCAAAGGCAUUCACAAAUCCUACCCGAUCUCAGUGAACAUCAAAUGGCUUCUCAUAUGGCCAGUAAUGAGGCUGAUCUUUAUGAUAUGGAAUGUAUGUCACCCUUAUAUGCAACACCACCUCACUCUCCUAGCAGUGAGCUAAGUUCUCCCGGUCAAUUGCCGUCUAUCAAUAAUAUUGAUGAUUGCGCUGGUGCAUCGGGUAUGAAUGGCAGCAGCGGUGCCAGUUGUUCAGGUGGAAAAUCGGCAUUGCCCGAUAAUCAUUUUGCUCGCGAUACUCAUAUGCGUAUAAUUUUGGGUAACCUUAAGGAGUCUCAAGCCAGUUCAUCAAGCAAGAGCAAACGUAGUGGCAUUACCACAAAUCCAGCAAUGCGUCUAAUACGCAGCCGAUUCGAUUCUGCUGCCCAACUUAUAAGACGUACUAAUAAUAUACUCUCUAACAGCGGGCAGGGUUCAUCAAGUAUUGGAGUGAAAUCCGGCACUUUCCAGUGGCGCAAAGAAAGUCAAAUGUAAAUUAAAAAAAAUAUAUAUAAGAAAAAUGUUAUAAAAACAAAAAAUAAAAAACAUUAAAUUAAUAUUAAUUUAAUAAAAUAAAAUUAUUUUUUUUUUUGUUAAUUUUU
This is a messenger RNA of Lucilia cuprina (Australian sheep blowfly), 8450 nucleotides long. RefSeq lists its product as uncharacterized. The transcript has 10 exons. Bases 1720 to 8343 code for a protein of 2207 amino acids. Lineage: Eukaryota; Metazoa; Arthropoda; Insecta; Diptera; Calliphoridae. Gene Ontology annotation, molecular function: protein binding. The record is from RefSeq and is a predicted model, not a curated record.